GAUUUAUCAAAUACAUACAUAGUACGAAGUACGAGUAUGUAGCUGACUGUGGAUGAUUCAGAGUGGGGUAGUAGGUACUUCUUUUUUGAAGGGGAAGAUUUGUUUCACUAGGUCGGUGUAUACCUGCUGAAUAAAUGCCCCGUGCUAUUGUCUAUUACUAACUGUACACACUGGAAGUAGAUCGGAUGGCUUCAUUAUCGUCUUCUGGUCUUUUGAGAUGAGAUCUUUCCGGUUGGCUAUUCCAUGCAAAGUUAGUUUACUGACUAGAAUCAUUACUAGAACGAUCAAUAUGGCUGAAAGAAUCCAGAAUAUGUAGUGAAACAAUAGGAAAUGCCAGGCAAUCCUCGCUGACAACCGCUGUCUCCCAGAGGACUCAUCUCACUAUGUAGAUGUCAGCCAAAUACUCGGCCCAGAGCUCCAAGUCAGGUGGCUUAUAUAUAGGGUGAUCAACCCCGGUGCUUAUGCUUUCCAUCAUCAAGUCAUCCUUCAGACCUGAUCAUGGCCCACCCCUCAGCAUCAGCAUUGUCCUUCACCACCCCCUCGACUCCCCCGUCGACCGGACUGACCCUCACCAAGUUCCACCUCGAAAAAUCAGGCCCCGGGGAAGUCCAGAUCGCCUUCCUCUACGCCCCCAUCAAUCCGCUCGACCUUCUGGUUGUCUCGGGCAAAUACCCCGUCAAACCACUCCAUACCGUCCCCGGCACACCAAACCCAUCAUAUGUCCCUGGAUACGAUGGCGUGGCCCGAGUCGUCGCCAUCGGGGAGGGUAUAUCCCCGUCCGCCUUUCGUGAAGGGGACCUUGUCAUCCCCGCCGGUCUAGGGUUGGGAACAUGGCGUAGCCACGCCAACGUACCGGCUUCCAGCCUCCUGAAUCUGACAUCUGGACUGUCAUUCUCUGACAUCCCCUCCCGAUCGAAUGUUCUCGCCUUUAGCAUCCUCCGUACGGUCUUCGUUACGGCUUACCUCUUGCUGGAACAUAGCCGAGAAUCUCUGAAACCCGGGGACUGGAUCAUCCUGAACGCUGCUACGGGGGCGAUUGCAUCCGCCGUAGUCCAGCUGGCUACUCUCCGUGGCAUUCACUCCAUCUGUGUCAUUCGUGAUCGGCCAGACCCAGCUUCUAAUCAAGCGGCUGUCGACGAGCUCAAACGCUACGGUGCUCAUACGGUCCUCACCGAGUCCGAACUCGAAGAAAGUGCCGCGGGGCUUCAGGGCAAACGUAUCGUGCUCGCCUUGGAUGCCGUAUUUGGGGCAUCUGCUGAGAGACUUGCUGCGACGCUGGCUUCUGGUGGUACCUUGGUGAAUUACGGCACCCUGGGAGGAGGGGGUCCAGCGGCAUCGAUGGGGUUGACCAGUCGUGUUCUGUUCUGGAAUCAAAUCACGCUGCGUGCGUUUCGAGGGUCAACCUACCUCGCCCAACGGACGGAGGAGGAAACCCGGGAUCUGGUGGUUUGGUUAGCCGGGCUGGUAGUGCAGAAGCGGUUGAGGAUGCCAUCGGUUCAGCUGGUGGGCUGGGGAGAUGCAGAUCAAGAUGGAGUGCGGCGGGCCGAGGAUCGGGCGGUGGGACACGCCAAGCUGGUCUGGGAGUUUGACUGGUUUGAAUAGUUUGAUGGUAGAAAGCUUGUGUAGACAGAGACACUUAACUCAGACACUUCCUCUCCU
Messenger RNA from Aspergillus sclerotioniger CBS 115572, 1659 nucleotides. Its product is annotated as MDR family NADPH-dependent oxidoreductase. Gene Ontology annotation, molecular function: trans-2-enoyl-CoA reductase (NADPH) activity. The transcript has a single exon. Gene Ontology annotation, cellular component: mitochondrion. The record is from RefSeq and is a predicted model, not a curated record. Gene Ontology annotation, biological process: fatty acid metabolic process. Bases 499 to 1602 code for a protein of 367 amino acids. NCBI's taxonomy places the organism in Eukaryota, Fungi, Ascomycota, Eurotiomycetes, Eurotiales, Aspergillaceae.